AUGUCAACAAUCAGAAAUAAAGAGGAUCCACUCGCAGCACGGAGUAGGGGCUAUCGUCAUAUCAUGCAGUUGGCUGAUAAACCUGUUCGAUCCGAUUUUCCUCGGCCUCACCGCAAGGCACUCAUGGAAACUGUUUUCAACAAAACCAUACAUUGCAGACAGAUUGAAGCGCGUAAAGUAGCUUUGGCAGCCAAUGCACUGUCGCUGACUGAAUCUCUCCCAAUCCAAGCCAGUGGCGAUAUUAUUCUCGGCACUGACCUUUUUUCCCGUAAGCAUCACACAAAUGCUGUAGCGGCUGCUAUUGACCAUCCAUCUUUACCCAACUCUCGUAUUCAGUCUGUUCGUCCACCCAUCAAAGUGCCCAAAAACUAUUUGUCGCGUUUGAAAAAUUUAGAGCCGAUCGGGCAGGCUUUAUCACGUCAGCACCAUACAGAGGUAGCCAAAUGUAUGCCCAAAGAAACAAUGUGCAAUCUCAAAUUUGAAGAUGUGGUGCUCGAUAGCAUAAAGAAAAAUAGAAAAAGUAUGCCACCAAGAAAACUCAAUAAUGGGACUCGCGAACUGAUGAAAGCAAAUACUGCAAAAAAUUCUAAACUGUAUCCAUCCGAGGAACCCGACAUACAAACUACUCUGACAUAUAGUAAUGUAAAUACCAAAAAACAACUUGAAAUUGAUAGCCAUUCGUUAUUUACUAGCCCGUCUCAAACUUGUAUAGCGAAACAAACCCCAGCUAUUGACCGAGACGAAGAAUUGCAAAAGACUUCAACAAAACUAGCACAGCAUCGACAAAGUAUUCAUACAAGUCAAAAAAAUGUAUUGUGUCGUAGCGAUCAUUUAAUUUCAAAUUCACCAGCAACUACACUUGAUAACACGUUUGAUACUUUUGGAUCUGAAAAACGUCGUGAAAGUUUAAUUUCUUCUCAGCAAGAUGCUCUGCUUUUUCUCGGAUCAAAAGGUGCAGGGCUACGUAAAAAUUCACUCAUUAAAAAUCCAAAUGCAUCAUUCAGUCAACGCAAGCAAUCUAUACUAAUAGGUCAUCCAUCUACAAUUGAAGCUGCUAACCAAGUUACCGCAACCAAUCUUGCCUACAUGCUGAUGGUAUGGAAUCGUGCAGAAGAUGCAAAUCUCAAAUCUAUCAUCAACAACCAAGCCAAACCGGAUCCGACAUCUCAUCCUUAUUCGUCGGUUUCACAAUCACAUACACCAACGGCUUUCAAUGCAGGAAAAUCUACCACCGAAAAAAUCCAAUCAGCUGAACAGGAGCAAGCCAUCAUCAAAAAAAUGCUUGAACUCACUGUCGCUAAAGAUGAUCCGCAUAUGUCCGAUUUAAACUUGAUUGGUCAGAUGGAUUCGACUAUUACACUUCCACCCGAGGCUGAUCCAUUAUUUGGGUUGCAACACGAUACCAGCAACAUGUCUCAUGAUCAAACAUUUGAUACACCCUUGAUACUUGAAGAAAGUCGCGACGAGUUAGCUUUGCAAGAUAGUCUAUUUAGCAAAAAAGUAACGUCUGCCAACUUUGACAAGGAUCAAACACUACCAACUGUUUUUUUACGCACAUCCAAAAGAGAAUUUUUAACAGCAACGACCAUACCUACAAAAAACCAAUUAGAUUUUAUUCAACAAAACCUUGGCAUAUCACUCAAUGCUAAUUCAGAAUGCAAUGUGUUUGCAAAAAAUCCCUCUUAUGUAGAUUUUUAUGAUCAGCAUGCAUCUUUCAAUGACCCCAAUCCUAGCCAAUCCUUUAAUCACGAAAGCUCUUUUACAGAAUAUCCACUACAAUCUCAGGUAAAUAAGCAAAAGGUAAAAGGCGUUAUAUCACAUUCAACAUUCAGGUUUCUUAAACGCCUUUCAAAAGAAAACCAGUUUGCUCAGGAACACAUUGAAGAUGCUGUUCAUGACAAUGAUGAGACUAUUUUGCGACAAACACUUACAGGAAAUUCCACAGCUGAAAAAUAUAACGACGAUCCGUUUACGAUUGACUCACAAUCAAAAUAUGAACUGGAGGCUUCGCAAGCAUCUAUUGAUUUAAAUGCAAAGGUAAAAAAGAGUGUUUUACUUACUAGUCGGAAACACAUACCAGCAUCAAGGCAUCACGUUAGCAAACAAACUUGGACCAAUUUGGUGAAUAGAAUUGUAAACUCUGACGACAACGAGCCCAUCCCUUUGUUGGAUGCCAGUUUGUUUGAAUUGGAAAAUGUAUCCAAUGUUUAUUCUGUGAAAUCGAUGCUACCAGAGUAUGAGAUUGACGAUUUGUCCACGGAAGCAGAUAGCGUUGCUGGAGAUCGAUUAUUUCCUCAUGAUUUUGAAGAAGCGUCACACAAAACAGCCAUGUUUCCAUCAAACCAUCACACUCGAUUGAUGCAUCCUCCUCUUAUAAAUGAGCUUGGCGUUGCCACUAUCAACAAAAAAACUACUUCAGAAGAGUUCAUCACUCGCCUCAAAGAAAUUUUUGGAGGUGACAUCAUUAUACCUCCCAAAGCCAAAACACCACUAAGCUGGAGUUCAAUAUUUAUGCCUAUAAAAUUACGAAAUUCUAAAGACAAAUCGCUUGUUUAUCAACCCGAUACAGCUGUUUGUUCCUCCGCAUCUAGGUUUUGCUUGAAACGAUUCGUGUCAUUGGUUAAAGUGCAUACUCAUCAUCAUCUGCCUGAAAGAAAGUCUAGUGUUGAUCCAAUUGAAGAAUUCCGAGCAAUGCAUCCACCCAUCAAUACUCUGAUUGAUUUUCUUGAAAGUCCAUUGACAGCCCUUGAGCAGGCUCCAUUGGCAGGUACACUUGAACACACAGCACUGAUCAAAGUACUAACUUUGGCUUUGCGCGAAGAAGACGAUAUGACUGUACAAUUUGAAGCGUGUCGGCUACUUAUUGCAAUGCAAGGUCAAGCCAACCUGACUCGUUGGGAUCAUGCUAUUUACAAAACUGUUUUGGAAAAUAUGCUUCAAAAGGGCACAGAGCAAGAGCGGGAUAUGGCGGCUUUGGUAUCUAUCGAGUCUGGCAUCACUCAUCCAGCAGCCAUGAAUCAAAUUCGCGGUGGCUUAGGACAUCUCGACCCCGAUCGUCGCAAUAUGGCUCGAAAUGUCUUUUCAGUCAUGGACAUGAAGCAUCUGGACAUGGUUAUUGGAUUUUUAUUAAAAGAUAGCGAGCAUACUAGUUGGAGGGUAAGAUUGGAUGUGAUCUAUUUGCUUGAAAUAUGGAUCCGUAGACUAUUACCAGAGCAUCCACCAUCUGCACCUGAAAGAGACCCAGAUGCUUUAGAAACAGACGAUGACGCACUUGUCAAGGCUUUGUUUCAUACUUUGGGCACAACAACCAACGACAAGGAAAAAGGGAAUGAUUUAAAUCCAGUAGAUCUUGUUCAAGUUGGUGACGACAAAAAUGCAUAUUCUAACCUAUUUUUACCCAGCACAACCAGUUUGACUCCGCUUUCUGCAGAACCAGUCACGAAUCAAUCCAAGCAACUCGAUACAGUCAAUCCGUUGGAAAAACAACUACAAUUUAAAAAAGAUGCGAAUAUUGCAUCCCUGAGCAAAAACGAUCCCAAAUUGAAUGUAUCAGCAGCUUUAGAUUCUUGUGGCAGUAACGUUGAGCAACAGACCAAUUUGGCUUCAAGUCCAACAAGCAUGCCGACAAAACAACUUUCACUCGAGGCAAUGAAAUAUAAUAGCAAUAUCGUGAAAAAAUGUGUUGAUGUGCUGCUUAAUAUCAUGUGGACGGAUUGGAACAAGGAAGUUCGUGAUGCAGCCAGUCAUACAUUGGGUGCGCUUGGUCAAGGUCGACCCAUAUUUGACUGGGUGGUUGGACUUUUAGGAUCAAAAGAUCCAGUAAAACGAGUUGACGCGCUUAGAUCAUUGUCGUAUCUUGGUGUAAUGACCAAAAGCUCACUCGAAGCAUUAUUGGCAUGCUUUAAGGAUCCAUAUGCAUCUGUUAGGAUUGAAGUUUGUAAAUUUGCUUGUAUUCUUGCAUCAGAUGAUCGUGCUAUUGUCAGCAACCUACUAGAUUUGUUAAACGAUCAUGACUAUCGUGUCCGAGCUUAUGCUGUCAAGGCACUUGGAUAUAGUGGAUGCAAGGAGCCAAAAAAUAGAGAAACGCUUAAUUGGGCAUUACAUCACGAUCCACACUCUGCUGUAAGAGCUGAAGCCAUUCAAGCUGUGUUUCGUCUUGAUCUCAUUUCCAGAGAUCAAACAAUUAAAGAGGGUUUAUUCACUCUCUUUGAAACAGAUAGAUCCGACAAAGUAAAACAAGAGGCCAAACGUGUACUUGUUGCUAGUGGGCUUAUUUUUUCCAGCAUGCUUGAAACAGAAAGAGAAAGUGAUUCUAGAAAGGAAAAGUAUAGUGGAAACGAAAAAGAAAGCGGCAUGCUGGGCAUGGCUUUGGGAGGUCAUGCUUCUGUCGGUGUGUCAUCUGCAAUUUCUAGCAAUGAUUCAAAUAAUCUCAACACGACCACAACUCAUUUGGCCGUGCCUUAUCCACAUAUCUUGAAUGAUGCCAGUCCAGAUGAGAUAGACAUCUUUUUGCGCGAUUCUCUCGUUGGCGAAAAAGAAUUAUCAAUUGCUAUUGGGCAAGUAAAAAAGACUGUCACUAGGGAAUCCAUUAUAGCCGAGGUGCAAUAUGUCAUCCAAAACUCUCAAGAUACCAUAAUGGUUGGAUUAGAUCUGCCUUUGAAUGAUGAGUUUACCCCCCAGGUCAAACAGAUUCAUCAACUAAAAAAGCAAAAGUUGUAAAUUUAAUGUAAUGCAAUAAAAAGUAACUACAAUUGAAGC
This is a messenger RNA of Batrachochytrium dendrobatidis JAM81, 4758 nucleotides long. RefSeq lists its product as uncharacterized. NCBI's taxonomy places the organism in Eukaryota, Fungi, Chytridiomycota, Chytridiomycetes, Rhizophydiales. The transcript is spliced from 2 exons. The coding region runs from base 1 to 4719 and encodes 1572 amino acids. The record is from RefSeq and is a predicted model, not a curated record. Gene Ontology annotation, biological process: peptidyl-hypusine biosynthetic process. Gene Ontology annotation, molecular function: deoxyhypusine monooxygenase activity.